CUUGUUUUGUGAGGAGGCAGUUCAACAACCUUGUUGGUAAUAUCUUUUUUGUCGUUACAUCGGAUGAAGUGAAGUACAAAUUUCAUGUUAAGAAAGGCAGUUCGAAGACACGUGUUUUUGGUACUGGAUACCAAAAAUUUCUUCAUGACUACGACCUGAAAGUUGGUGACUGUAUCAUGUUUGGGUUUGAUAGUGCUCCUGAACUGUUUGGGAUUUUUGCAGUAGGUCCUGAUGGCACUGAAAAGCAUCGUGUCGAUGAAAUUCCAACUGCAGUUGUCCACACUAAAGGUGUUAUGCUUACUACUGCUCAAACAUUGAAGAAGGAACAACUUCUCCGUGAGCGUGGUCUUGGUCUUGGUGUUGUUUUUGUGCACACCUUGACGAAUACUGAUUUGAAGGGCAAUGGACUGCGUAUACCGAAGGAAGUUGUUAGGUCCUUGAAUAUCUCUGAAAGCGGGGAGGCAUGUUUUUUUGUUGAUGACUAUGGCUACCACCCUCAGGGUGCAUACUACACUACUACUGAUGGAAGGAUGAAGUUCGAUUCCUGCUGGUCGGAGUUUACUAAGGAGUAUAACUUUGAAUCUGGGAAUGUUGUUCUCAUUCUUUUCAACCAGGGCGGCCGUGGUGGUAUUGAAGUUUCAGUUGAUAUCCUAUGAUAUAAUCUUUAUCAUAUGAUAUAAUUGUUUUAGUCUACAAUUUGUGUGUGCCCAUUGUGUGUUUAUGUCAUAUCGCUACCCUGGCCGCUCUUGUGUGAAGGGAUUGUAUAGUGGGAUUAUGUAGGGGGUACA
Messenger RNA from Lolium perenne, 788 nucleotides. Lineage: Eukaryota; Viridiplantae; Streptophyta; Magnoliopsida; Poales; Poaceae. The record is from RefSeq and is a predicted model, not a curated record.